AUGGUACUUGAACAUUUAUCAAAAUAUAUAAUAAAAUGUUUAAGAAGUGAUGAUAUGAAAGAACCUUGUUUCCGUUGUAAAAGACCAACUUAUUUUAAUGAUAAAGUUGGGCCUCUUAAAGAUGGAUCUCUAUUUCAUAAGGGUUGUUUUAAAUGUUGGAUUUGUGGAACAAGAUUGUCUUUAAAAACUUAUCACAACAACAGGAAUGAUACACAAGAUUUAGAGGUUUAUUGUGCUGGUCAUGUUCCUACACCUGGACCACAUGAUCCUAUACCACAUCGAUCAAAUCUUUUGUUCAGUCCCAAAACUAAAGGAGAGUACCCACAUAAUUUAAUGCGCCCAGCAGCACCAAACUAA
Messenger RNA from Strongyloides ratti, 357 nucleotides. RefSeq names its product Kyphoscoliosis peptidase. The transcript is spliced from 4 exons. Lineage: Eukaryota; Metazoa; Nematoda; Chromadorea; Rhabditida; Strongyloididae. The coding region runs from base 1 to 357 and encodes 118 amino acids. The record is from RefSeq and is a predicted model, not a curated record.